AUGACUGAGUGGGCGCAAGUGGCAGGCACCUGCAAGACAACCUGGCACCUCCAGCUGGACCAGAUCAACCUGGCAAACUAUGAAGGAGGAGCGGCAUGGUUUGUGCAGAGGGGGCGGAUGGCACGCAUCCUGGAGACGUGGAAGUUGGGGGAUGCUGAUCGGGUCUAUGAAGUGGCAGCAGCUUUGCUGCAAGCAGGGCACAGCUGGGCCAGUCUCACAGCUACCAAAGUUACCAACCCAGAUAAUUACUGCGUGGGGUCCACAGUAGCGUUUCAAAGCGCACUCUACUGGCUCCUUUGCAAUGCCAAGGGGCUGAGAUUCGUAAGGCUGGAGCUCAAAACCCUGCGCUGUAUGCCACGCCUGGCACAGCUCAGGCACUUGCAGCUUUAUAUUUAUGAUGGCACGGGGAAUCUCGGGCAGUCACUCAGCAACCUCAGAGACCUGCAGACGCUCUACCUCAAGCAGGACGCCGACUUGUUUCCAGUACAGAGCCCCGUCCUCGCCCUAACUGGCCUGAGUCAGCUGCGGAGCGUCAAGCUCAGCAAUGUGGUGCCGGCCUCCCUGGCUCUGCCGCUCGGUGCAGCGCUGCAUCUGCGGCUGCGCAGCAUGGAAGAUGCGCAUGCGGCUGUAUGGAACAGCUGUGUAGACUUCUUGCAGUCUGUGCAUGUGCGCGAUCGCACCGAUGCAGGCUGUCUGCGAAAUGCCUCAGAGCUCCCGGAUUUCAUGAGUGGGCCGAGUGUGCUGGAAACCAUUGUACUGAGGCUGAAGAGGUUUGGAGCUCCUGAGGAGCCUGCAUACUUCUCUCAGUCGCUGCCGCAGGCUCGCCGCCUCGUGUUGCAGUGCACUGACGAAUUGCGCAUCCACAUUCCGAGCGAGGGAUUACAAUGGGGAGUGGUGACCUUUGCGUCCAUGGAUGUGCUCGAAGUUACAUUCGACGACAUAUCAUUUUUUCUGCUCAUCACCAAAGCAUUCUCCUUUGCGUACACAAAUCUGCAGGGCCUGGCCCUGAUGUACCUUUCCCAAGCCAUGGCAGAGCAGGGCAUUCAGAUAUGCUGUGACACUUACAACCCCACUGGCUGCGCCCUGUACAGCACUCCCGCCCUCUAUUCGGAGAGUGCGUAUGAUGACACCAUGCUGGUGUCUCUGUGCAAUUGCGGCGCGUGCCCAGAGUGCAGCGACAAAGGCAGCUGCGGCCCUUAUGCCGCAUACUCGCGGCGCCACAAAGGGCCGUGA
Molecule: messenger RNA, 1233 nt
Organism: Coccomyxa subellipsoidea C-169
Lineage: Eukaryota; Viridiplantae; Chlorophyta; Trebouxiophyceae; Coccomyxaceae
Exons: 2
Coding region: 1-1233 (410 amino acids)
Source: RefSeq, a predicted model, not a curated record